UAAAAUUUCAACUGUUUUUAUAUAAUAGUGUGAUUUGUGUAUAUAAACGGAGCCUGAAGACUUGCGCCCUCACGUUCAUACACACACCUUGAGCUUUGCUGUGUAUGUAAUAUAUAUAUGUGAUGAAGGAAUGACUUUGUAGGUUAGUGUAUAUACGAAAAAUACUGCUAUAACUUGAUGAAAUAGGAGUCAAAGUGUAAAUACAAUAGUUAUCAUUUCAAAAAAUUCAUUAGGCAAUGACAAUUAAUUUUCUUUUCAAACGAUCAGCUGUUAAAUAUGACUCAUUUUUUCACUGUCACGUAAAAAUAAGAUUAUAAAAAAAUUUGGAUUAUGAAAAGAUAUAAUAUUCUAGAAUGUGAUACUUACAGUAGUUAAGACAGAAACAACAAUGGCUGCUAAGAAAAGUGUCAUUGUACUAACACCUCAUGGUCGCAGACCCACUGUCAAAGUAUUACCCUCCAUGACAAUAUUGCAAAUACUCGAGGAAGUUUGUCAAAAAUAUGAUUUCAAUGCAGAUGAAUAUGAUUUAAAGCAUCAUAAUUCAAUACUUGAUGUUAGUUUAACUUUUGCGCAUGCCAAUAUAUCAAAUAAUGCUUAUUUGGAAAUGGUGAAAUGUAAAAUUCCAAGAAAAGUAUCAAAUGUAACCAUUUGUGUUCAGUUGGAAAAUGGAAAAAGAGAGAUAGGAGUGUUUUCAGCAACAGUAACUAUUGAAAAAAUUCUUGAUAAUUUAGGUAUUGAAUUUAAUACUGAGACUGCAAUUAUAAUUUUUAUGCAUAAAGAGAUAUAUAGUAAAGAAUUUGAAACAACAACGAUAAAAUCAUUAGGGUUAACAAAUGGUAAAGCCCUGUUCAGACUUCUACAACGUGAUCCUAAAAAAUUCCAAGAACAAGCACAUGUAUAUAACAUAUCACAGAAACCAAAAAUUCCAAAGAUUGAGGAAUGUGACGAAACUAAGCCAAAACGUGCUCCAUUGGUUGAUCCCAAAAAUAAAGCUUUAAAUCCUCUUUCGAUUAUUAAAUCUGAAAAACAGAAGCCUGAAACAUCACAAGAAGCAAAAUCAGAAGAAUGUAAAACUAAAGAAACAUAUCAGAAAGUAUUAAAUGAUGGAUCAAAUAAAUUAAUUCAAAAAAUCGAUGAAACACUCAUGGAAAUUGAUGGCAAUGUAGAAUCAUGUUCACUGCCAACUGAAGAAUUGAUAGAAGAGCCGAAAGUUGAAUAUUUGGGUGACAGAGAUGCUAUACUGUUCAAUCAAACAGGUGCAAAAACGAUUCAGCAAGCCGAUAUUCCUGAUGAUUUUUUCGAGUUAACAAGAAAUGACGCGAAAGCUCUGUUACGUGACGUAAAGAAAAUGCAAUCAACUUUGGAAGAAACACCUUUGUUAACAGAAGCUCAACGAGAAUUGGAAAAAAAUAAAGGACGAUUACAUCGUUUAUAUAAGUAUCAAGAGACUAUUAUAAGAAUACAAUUUCCAAAUCAGUUGAUACUACAAGGACGUUUCAGGCCUCUGGAGAAUAUACAGGCGGUCAAGGAUUUUGUUCGGAAAUAUCUGGAAAAUCCAGAAAGUGAUUUUACGCUAUAUACAGCACCGCCUCGUUGUAAUUUGAGCCCAAAAAAAAAUCUGAUUGACCAGGAUCUCGUACCAAGUGCUAUAAUUCAUUACUCCGGCAGUUCCGAUUUGAGACUUGACAUCAAAUCCAAACUGACUGAUCCCGCUGCUGCUAGCAUUCAGGCUCUUAAAAUCAGGCUGAAAACCACAAGAAAUGACACAGAAAUGACGGUGGAUGUUGCUCAACCUCCGGAGACUCCAAUACCUGAGCAAAUGCCAGAAAUGGAAGGUACGAAUGCCCGUCCGUUACCCAAAAAAGAUUAAGCACGACAGUGGUUCGAGCUCGAAGAGUAUUAAUCGAACGCAUGUUGAGCGAAGGUUUUAAUUUUAUUUCUAUUGUAAGUACAUUAGGCGCGCGUGAUUGACCGUAUACUACUUGUUAAUAGAUUUCUCGUUAUGGUAUUGAGCAAGGAAUCGAAAAUAUUUUUUUUCAAAAAAUGGCAAUUCUAUAUAUUUAUUACUUUUCUCAAUGUUCAUUAAAAUAUUUAUAAAAAAGUGGAUCAUUUUGCAAGUUAUAUUCUUUCUGGACCUUUUCUUUAUUUUUGAGAAGCGAAUUAUUGUAAAAAUGUUAGCUUUUAGCAGUUAUAAAAAGAUCGAAAUUUUUUUUUAAUUUAUAUACUGACUACUUUUUAUAAUUUAUUGAACUACAGAAUAAAUGUUAUAGGUUGUUAGUUUUCAUAUUAAUACUGUAAAUAAUAUUUUUAGGGUAAUUUUGUAUGAUUAAAUUCUAUUUUUUAGACUUUAUUUAGAUUCAGCAAUAUAUAUUAUAAAAUCUAUCACAGAUUAGCCAAGAGAUAAAAAUGCGAUUUAUGAGAUGCGUUAAACGCCAAGGCUUUCAUAUCUUUUUUAUUUUUUGAAUGAAUUUAAGCGACUGUAUUUUUAUUUAUAUACUUAUUUUUGUUUCGAGAAUUAUUUCUCACGUCUGUAAGAUUUUGCUAUUUGAAAGGCAUUGUCAUUUGAAGCAUACUUUUUCUGUAUCGACAAAUUUUAUACUUGAAAUUUAGAUUAAAAAACAGAUUUAUCUUACGGUUGAAAAAUUGUUUGAAUAUUUGCAUCUUACAUCUACACUAUUUCAGUUAUGCUCAUAGGCAUCCAUAUAUGUUUUUCAAAUACAAAUUCGAGGUUUAAAGCUUCUAUGUCACUUUCAACAGCAAAAUAUUUAUGUUAUCUUAUUAUCUUAAUUCGAUGAUAUGUAUAGAUUAACAUUAAUAUCAUUGCGAACGUUUCAUUCGUUUGUAUAAAUUAUUUAGAGUAUUAGAUUAUUCAAAUAACGUCAUUUUAUAAUUAAUUAAUUGAUAGAUAUGAUUGAUCGUUUUCGAGGUAGACCAUUUAUUGAAAAAUUAUUGGAUUGCAAAGUUGAUGUAAGUUUGGUCCACUCCUUAAACAUGUUUUCGAAAUUGUCCUCUUUUUCAUUUGAAUUAGUUGAAAAAAAAUAUUAACUUUUGAAAACAAUAAAUGUUCUGUCAAGUAACAAAAUUCUAUUCUAUAUAUUUGUCUUAUUCGGUAAUAUGAAAUCACUCUAACUUAGGAAUAUGUUUGAUUUGAUUGAUCAAUUAUAGAAAUGUUAUCGAUUUUUAAUUCAAACACAAUUUCAAUUUAAAAAAAUGUCGACUGUAUCAUUAUGUAUAAAUAACACAGUUGCGUUAUAUGACUGUUCUUUAGAUUUCUGACAAUUUAACCACUGGAUAUACGCGCACAUGCGUGCAUGCGUAUUUGUAUAUUUGUAGUUGUAUUCGUCAAACUUAAAUAUUUACGCAAAAUACUCAAAUAUAAAAGUAACGCAAGUUUCAAUACAAUAAUUUUCAAAAUGAAAUUCUAGUAUAAAAAUUAAAAAAAACACCCGAAUACUUAAUAAAACAAUUUGUAUGUAAUUCGCAUUUCCUAGAAAAAGAAGUUCUCGUGAACUCAGUCUCAUAUACGACUAAAUGGCACCAUUAAAAGAAGGCUCCCGAGUGAUUAAAAGAGUGAUCGAACUU
Messenger RNA from Phymastichus coffea, 3582 nucleotides. Its product is annotated as tether containing UBX domain for GLUT4. Gene Ontology annotation, molecular function: protein binding. The record is from RefSeq and is a predicted model, not a curated record. NCBI's taxonomy places the organism in Eukaryota, Metazoa, Arthropoda, Insecta, Hymenoptera, Eulophidae. The coding region runs from base 389 to 1870 and encodes 493 amino acids. The transcript has 10 exons.